AUGAGCAUGACACUUCGGUUUUGAAAUCGGAUCGUAAAGUUCUGAACACUCAACAGUUAAUACUCGUGUUUACUGAGUUGAACAUUCAACACUUCUGUUCAAGUGGUCACUGACUCUAGUCUUGUAGUACUUGGAACCUAUUUUUAUAUCAUGUGCGACGAAGUAAAAUUAUUUACUAGAGAUGAACUUAAAAGCCGCAACUCUCGUGAAGACGCGAUACUUAUCAUCCACAAUGGUGUAUAUGAUGUUACAAAGUUUCUAGAUGAGCAUCCCGGGGGUGAAGAGGUGCUCUUAGAACUGGCGGGACAAGACGCGACGGAGCCUUUCGAAGAUGUCAGCCACAGUUCCGACGCCAGAUCCCUGAUGAAGAAAUACAAAAUUGGUGAGUUGGUGGAAGCGGACCGCACGCAGGCGAAGGCGUCCUUCUCUCCGCAGUGGAACAACGACCAGCAACAGGAGCAGGGCAAUUCGUGGGGCUCGUGGAUGGUGCCGCUGCUGCUCGGCGUGGCGGCGACGCUGCUGUACCGAUACCUGUUCUUGUAGUCUCGGUUACGAUGGCUAUAGUAAUAUAUGUACAAACAUACUAUGCAGUAAAUUCAUAUAUUCGGAAACUCGACUCGGAAGAGUUUUCGGAUGUAUAGCCAAGUUUGAUUAAAUGUUAUUAUGCCCAUUACAGUGGUACAGUUGAAGCUUGAAAAUAUUUGUGCCUUAUUUUUUUUGUAAACUUUUUCUUUUGGACUUUAGUUGUGUUUUUUAUCCAAUGAUUGCAUUGAGCUAUUGUUUUUUAAAUAAUCGUUUAUUUUAAGACAAAAGUGGUGUCUCAAUAACCGGUUAACGGCCAAUGAUUUUAAAUUCAUAUAAUAGCGUCGGUUAUUUACAGCAAAUAUUGUAAUAUUAAAAUGAUUUUAAUUGACAAUUUAUUGUAAAUAUUUUUUUUACAUAAAUUUACCGGAUUAAAGCGACAUUCGAUCGUU
This is a messenger RNA of Nymphalis io (European peacock), 974 nucleotides long. Its product is annotated as cytochrome b5-like. Bases 151 to 543 code for a protein of 130 amino acids. NCBI's taxonomy places the organism in Eukaryota, Metazoa, Arthropoda, Insecta, Lepidoptera, Nymphalidae. Gene Ontology annotation, molecular function: heme binding. Gene Ontology annotation, cellular component: intracellular membrane-bounded organelle; membrane. The transcript is spliced from 4 exons. The record is from RefSeq and is a predicted model, not a curated record.